GUUAGAGUUAGAAGGUUAUGUAAAAUUGUUUGUCAUUUUUGUUUUCAUAAUAUCCAAAUAAUAAAUAUUACAAAGGUGAUAAUUAAAAUAUAUUUUCUAACAUGAGUUCGCAAUCAGUUUACGAAGCAGCCCAUAAAGGAGACUUUGAAUAUGUUCGAUCUAAAGUGGAAGAAGACCCUAAAUUGUUACUGACAACUGAUUCUAAUGCACGUAUGCUGAUACACUGGGCGGUCCUCAGUGGCAAUUUAAAACUUGUAACUUACUUAAUUGAACUUGGAUCGCCAGUAAAUUCCUUGGAUGACACGGACACAACACCUCUCAUUUUAGCAAGCUCUGCUGGACAUUCUGAAAUUGUUAAAUUAAUACUAGAAAAAGGCGAUAAUGUGAACCAUAAAUCCAUAAAUGGACAUUCGUCACUUCAGUAUGCUGCUUCCAAAGGAUGGACUGAGAUUUGUAGGUUAUUACUGGAAAAUGAUGCAGACAUCAACAUAACUGACACAAGAGGAAGCACGCCAUUACAUAGAGCUGCAUCGAAAGGAAAUAUUGAAAUAGUAAGGAUAUUCCUCAAUUAUAUCGAUAAGUUAAGAAUUAACCAGAAGGACGUCUACGGCAACACUCCUUUACAUUUAGCUUGUGAGGAAGAUCGACAAGAAGUCGCUGUGUUGCUAGUGGAAAAUAGAGCUGAUGUCGAAACGAAAAAUAGAGACAACCAGACACCGCUCGAUUUGUGCAGUCCUAAAUUAGCCAAGUUAAUUAAGAAUAAGUUGGAAAACAUUAAAUGAUCCUACAAUUUAUUUGUGCUUUGUAAUUUUUAAUAUAUUUAUUUCUAAUGUG
Molecule: messenger RNA, 834 nt
Organism: Anoplophora glabripennis (Asian longhorned beetle)
Lineage: Eukaryota; Metazoa; Arthropoda; Insecta; Coleoptera; Cerambycidae
Product: 26S proteasome non-ATPase regulatory subunit 10-like
Exons: 3
Coding region: 102-782 (226 amino acids)
Molecular function (GO): protein binding
Source: RefSeq, a predicted model, not a curated record